AUGUACUAUCACUUUGCUAUCUUGCUACUUUUCCGGCCUCUGAUCAAGCUGAAAAUCAUCGGCUCGAAGGUCUUGCCCCGAGACGUGUGUUCGCAGGCGGCAGACGCUAUCCAGAAUCUACUGCGAUCAUACUCCCAAUUAUAUACCCUUAGGCGGACGCCCUCAUUUGUCCCUUACUUCGUCUUGACAUCGGCCAUUAUGCACAUGGCAAUUGCUGCAUCGCCGCCAUCCGCGCCCUCGUCCGCUCAUGGGGCAAGCGGACCGCAGCCUGGUUCCCAAGGUCCCAGCAGCCCUGAUAGUAGUGGUUUGGGCGCUGCAGCACCUUCUUCCAGAUCAGACCCACGCGUCCUACAAUCCAUCAGGCAGGGCAUCUCCGACUUGACCGAGAUGGCGCCCUGCCAUCACUUCGCGCAGCAAGCACUCAAUAUUCUCUGCUACCUGGCCAAGAAAUGGAACCUCGAUGUGGACAUGGGCCGCGAGAAAACGGAGGCGACAGAAGACAUGGAUCGGCUCCUCCUCCGACCGCACACUAGCAGCCUCAACUUUUUCGUGCCCAACGUGCAGCUUGAAGAUUUUAUGUGUGGCUGGGGGCGGUGGGAGCACCCUCGGUGA
This is a messenger RNA of Parascedosporium putredinis, 612 nucleotides long. The record is from the annotation of a GenBank genome assembly. Lineage: Eukaryota; Fungi; Ascomycota; Sordariomycetes; Microascales; Microascaceae.